AUGGAAGUUCCCUGGGAUGAAGAAGCCGACGGCCCUAUGCCAGAGUGGAUGAGGCCCAAGGCUUGGUAUCUCCCCGAGAUGGGAAGCAUCGAGUCACCCGACGGUGACUUCUAUUUGCCCUUCAAUAAAGGCGGCUUCUGUCCCAUUGAACUCGAUGUCUUGCUUCACGAGCGAUAUCGCGUGAUUGCAUUUGCAGGAAAUGGCAGCUUCGCAAUGGUUUGGGUGGCCGUCGAUGAGAAGCAUAGACCUGGGGAUAGCUCGCCAAAAUACGUCGCCAUCAAGGUAUCUCGUGGUGUGGACAGUGCUGAGGAAGCCCAGCAUAGCAAUGAAGAGGCCAGCCUUCGGCGACUUAUGCAAGGGCGGGCGGAUGAUGCGCCCGGCAGCCGACACAUUAUUCGUCUUCUCGAUGCCUUCAAUGUCGAGUCCCCUAAUGGGAUUCACCGCUGCCUUGUUCUUGAACAAGCUGGGAGCGCGCUUAGUGCACUCGACGGCGUCGCCCAAUUCAAUGACAUGAUCAACAUCUUUAGGCAGUGUGCUACGGCAGUCGAGUACAUGCAUUCUAUGGGAGUCGUACAUGGAGACCUUGAUGUUUCCAACAUCGUUGCCUCGGUGCCUGAUUGCUCUGGGCUCGCUCUGGACGACUUCUACAGCAGGUUUGGAGAUCCUUCCUAUGAUCAUCCUAAGAAAAGGUUUUUCGAUGAGGAGCACCAGUCUGUUGGGGACAUUCGCUUGAUCGACUUUGGAGAAUCCUUCAUGGGUGCCAAACGUGGCGUGAACACACACAGUCACAACACCCCGCCCGAGAUCAUCGAGGAUGAGGAGGCCACGUGCAAAUCGGAUAUCUGGUCCCUCGGAUGCAUCCUCUGGCAUCUCUGGUUCGGUUGCCACUUGAUGGGAAACUACGUCGGAAUCGUGGACCCAGACAAAAAUGACCAGUACGGCCAUCAGAGAUCCUUUCUUAACUGUACCCGAUCUGAGCGCAAGGAGAAUCUUGUCGCCUAUGUCGACGACUUAUAUGGUGACGACUCUGCCAAGAAGCCAGCUUUCGAUGCUCUGCUUGAGCUGAUUCUUAACUGCACCGAGCCCAGCCCUGACGACCGGCCCACGGCCCAGGAGAUUGUUUCGUCAAGGAUCUGGGAAGAGAAAGUGUUGUCUGUCACCAGUCAAACUAGUGAAGACUCAACAGAUGAGCACACUGGAGCUGAGGAACCUUUCAAGGGAGCAGAGCUGGCAUCUCGCCAGACUAUGGCUGAGACGGACCCACGCGAGCGGUCGCAAAAUGAGGGCACCAAUGGCGAUACAGCUGCUUUGGGACCUGCUAUCACACACUCAAACUCUCCAGAAGCUCCCAAGAUCAGCUCAAAGCCCGUCGGUGACGCUCCUACAGCCGUCGCCGACGUCACCAACGUGCAAGAAAACGCGCAGGAGAACGAUGGGUCAUCAACAAACUCGCAGAAGAAGUGGAGGUUGUGGUGGCCUUUAAGUAUUGUUCAGGAUUGGUUCUGGGCUCUUUGGAACUGGAGGACAUGA
Pyricularia pennisetigena is the source of this 1530-nucleotide messenger RNA. RefSeq lists its product as uncharacterized. The transcript is spliced from 7 exons. Gene Ontology annotation, molecular function: protein kinase activity; ATP binding. The record is from RefSeq and is a predicted model, not a curated record. Lineage: Eukaryota; Fungi; Ascomycota; Sordariomycetes; Magnaporthales; Pyriculariaceae. Gene Ontology annotation, biological process: protein phosphorylation. The coding region runs from base 1 to 1530 and encodes 509 amino acids.